Molecule: messenger RNA, 492 nt
Organism: Alternaria conjuncta
Lineage: Eukaryota; Fungi; Ascomycota; Dothideomycetes; Pleosporales; Pleosporaceae
Exons: 3
Coding region: 1-492 (163 amino acids)
Source: RefSeq, a predicted model, not a curated record
AUGCCACCCAAGAAGGCAGCUACCAACGGCGAUGCUGGCGAGGCCGGCGGUCUCCUCCUCUUGACUCAAGGCCGCUACGUUAAGCCAGACGAGUAUCCUCAGUUGUCUUCUGCGUUCCCUGGUACCUCAAUCGGCAGCAUCCGCAACCGCAUCUCCGCGCUCCGCGUCAAACAACGCGACCUCUACCUGGAUCUGAGCUGGGAUCUGCCGGAGGGCGGGGCGGGUCAUAGUGCGAAGAAGACUGCGACGCCGCGGAAGACAGCCAGUGGCAAGAAACGUGGUGUUGAUGCGGUUGAGGGCGAUGGCUUAGAUGAGGACGAGGUGGCUACGCCGAGCAAGAAACCGCGUGCCAAGAAGGCUAAGACCAAGAGCAAGAAGGAGGAGAGUGUUGAGGACGCGGUUGAAGAAGAUGGUAGUGAGGAAGGUGGUGGUGGAAAGAGUGUUGGUGUCAAAGAGGAGGUUCUUGAUGAGGAGCUUGAUGAGAUGGUUUAG